AUGGAGCAGAAGGAUAGAGCAUACUAUUUGAGAGUAUCUCAAUUAGUAAUGGUAUUUUUGAUAAUUAUACUAGAAUUUGUUCAGGCUGUAGGAUUCGCUAAAAAUUAUCGUGACACACCAACACACUCUACAGUAAUAUAUUAUUGGAUGGCUACAGUAUUUUCGUUUUUACUCUUGGGUCACCUUUUAAUACGAUUUCAACCACGAUGGAAACAUGGUCCAAAUAAAGAUGAAGUGUUGUUUGAUGGAAACAAACAAAUCUCUUCUUCUAUACCAAUGGGCUCUGUAAAUCAACAGCAACAACAAACGACUCCACAAAGAUCCCCUUCAUACGUGAUGCAGGAGGUUGUACUUAAAGAUGGUCAACCCGCAUUAGUCUUUCACAGUAAUGGGGAUAAACGAAGUAGUAGAAGGGCGAGUUUGUAUAAUCAUCAACGAACUAAUAGUAAUGGUUCAAGUUCUCCGAAAGAUACUCAUCAACGAACUAAUAGUAAUGGUUCAAGUUCUCCGAAAGAUACUGAGUUUACCAAAAAUGCCAGAAGCGUUGAAAACCAUGUGACUGGUGAAAAUGGAAAUGUCAAGAAUGUUGUUAAUUGA
Messenger RNA from Dentiscutata erythropus, 597 nucleotides. Lineage: Eukaryota; Fungi; Glomeromycota; Glomeromycetes; Diversisporales; Gigasporaceae. The record is from the annotation of a GenBank genome assembly.